Messenger RNA from Oncorhynchus mykiss (rainbow trout), 1900 nucleotides. The record is from RefSeq and is a predicted model, not a curated record. Lineage: Eukaryota; Metazoa; Chordata; Actinopteri; Salmoniformes; Salmonidae.
ACCUCAUCAAGCACAAAUCGCUCAGCACUAAUAUUGGAUGUAAUUCUAGUCAGAUGUAUAGUCACUAGUUACCAAAUUUAAAAGUUGAGCAAGUUAGAUUUUCCCAUUAAAUUUACCCACAUGUAUUUUAUAAGUAAAUAGUUUAUGAUCCUUGAAUGCCAUAAUUUACUUAUUUUGUUAGAUACUUCUCCCUAUUAGCUGAAAUCGUCGUGCUAGCUGUUCGAUGCAAAUUUGUCACCUCUCAACUGCCGUAGGGAGUCUACUCCUAAAGUUUUGUGCCAAUUUUCUUCAUUUUAGGCUCCAAAAAAGUGAUACUGUCCAUUUUAUAUUCAGCUGUGUUUUGUAUAGGCUAUCAAUACGUUAUCACGUCAUGCUAGACGGGCGUUCAAUAAUGGGCGAUAGCCAGCUAAAAUCAGACCGUGUUGAUGUUGCUCCUGUAAAAGUCCUUAUUUUCCCCUAAUACUAGUCGACCACUCUGGACUUGUCUGGGCAGACCUGCCUCUCCUCUACAAAAAAUCAACGUGAGAAACUUGCUAGCAAAUGUUUGUGCUAUUGACACUAAAUAAAUACUGCAUUCUGACCCCCUCUCCCCCUCUUUAUUAGAUUCAUGAUAGUGUUCUUAGACAAAGCAAGGAAAGAAAGUGUGAUUCUCAGCCGUUGUUGGUAAUGAAUCGUCUUAGCUUUUGAAAUGGACUUACUCGUCGGUUACGUUUCUAAAAUGAAUGUUCACCACAGACGAUCAGAUAUGGAGCAGCGUUUCCACGCUGGCCUUGAACAGAUGAAGGAGCAGUACAUGAAGGCUGUUGAAAAAAUCAGAGGUGACAUGCUACGGUACCUUCAGCAGAGUAAAGAGCGAGCAGCGGAGAUGAUCCGUGUCGAGGUGCUGAGAGAGAGGCAGGACACAGCCAGGAAGAUGCGACGCUACCAUCUCACCUGUCUACAGGAAGUUGAAGAGGACGGGAGGCAGGCCACAGGGGCUGAGAAGAAAAUCAUUAACGUUGCAAGUAAGCUGGCAGCCAUGGCCAAAGAGUUGGAGACCCCUACCAAGAGGACGAGGGGAAAGAGCCACAGCUUACCGGGCUCGUCGUUAAAGACCGAGGCAGCUACUGACAGCCAUCCAGGAAAUGCUUCAGGCUCUCCCUUUAUAAAAACCCAAUGUCCAGCUAGUCACCUCCCUGAGACCACCAGGUCCGGUCGUGGUGAGGGGAGAACCCUGAAGACCAAGAUGAACUCUGACCGUGACUCCAAAACCUCCUCAGCUGCAGUCAAGACCACCAGGACUACUAGGCCCAUGAGUAAACCCACCCACCAGGAACCCCUGACCAAUGGCAAAGAGAAAGGAGCCCCUGCAGACACGGCAGGGAAACCCCAUAUAUCUUCAGGACUCUUCCUCUCACUUCCUCCUCACAAACCCUCUCAUCAGAUUGGUCAAACCUUCCUUGACUGUUACCAUGGUGAAUUUACUAACGUUACUCUAAGGACCCAGACCAGCAGGGAGCUGUACCUGCAGGUGGCGGAGUCUGAGAGAUCAGACGAUGACAACUUCCCGUGUCACCGUAGUAACACUAAAACCUCCCUGGUUCAGGAGUUUCCCGUUAGAGACGGAGGAGGAUUGCGCGAUUGGAAUACGUCCAGUAAUGAGUCCCAAGAUGGCCGCCACAUCCUCGCAGUUAACUCUUACCCAGACAGAAAAAUAGAAAGUGAAACCGUUCCCUCUUUGUGGACCUUCUUCGACCGAUGACCUGGGCGAUUUUAAGGUAGCCAACUCAGACAUGACAGUUUAUAAAGAGAUCGUCAACGUCAAUAUUCCGUCCCACGCCGCCGAGGCCUUGAAUUUCCCGUGUCCCGCCUCAGACCAAAGCUUUGACUCAGUCAGUCCCCAGUAUUUGUUUUAUUUUUU